GCGCCCCCCGCCGCCGGACGCGCCCGCGAUGCUGCGCCCGCCCGGGCCCGCCCCGGGCUCGUGGCUCUGCUGAUCUCCGUGCUCCGCUCGUGUCCCCCAUGGGCUCACCAGUGUCCUUCGUGCUCUCGAGGAUGUCGGGCUGCGGUGCCCCCGGUGCCAAGAGCCGGGUGACGGUGCCCAAGCGCGUGUGGGAGUUCGUGACGCGGGAGCGCGCGGCGCGCCUGGCGCUGCUGGCGCAGGAGGCGCGGGUGCGGAUCCUGGUGGACGGCGAGACCCCCGAGCUGUACGUGCUGCAGCUGUGCGCGACCCCCCCGGCGCCCCCCGGCGGCGCGGGGCUCUGCCCGGCCCGCAAGGCGCUCAAGGCGCUGCUCAAGGAGACGGAGAAGGAGCUGAAGAAGCGCAGCCAGCGGCACACGGGGGAGGUGCUGGGGCCGCGCCCGGAGCCCCCCGCGGGCGCCGCGGGCUGUCCCGGCGCGGGCGCGGCGCGGGACGAGGAGCCGGAGCGGCAGUGCCCGAUCUGCCUGGGCGAGAUGCGCGGGCCGCGCACGCUGGAGCGCUGCCGCCACUCGUUCUGCGGGGAGUGCAUCGCGCGGGCGCUGCAGGUGCGCUCCGCCUGCCCCGUCUGCGGCCGCUUCUACGGGCAGCUGGUGGGCAACCAGCCCCCCGACGGCCGCAUGCUGGUCACCCGCGACGCCGCGCUGCCGCUGCCCGGCUACGAGGCCUUCGGCACCAUCAUCAUCCAGUACGUCUUCCCGCCCGGCGUGCAGGGGGUGGAGCACCCCAACCCGGGCGUGCGGUACCCGGGCACCACGCGCGUGGCAUACCUGCCCGACUGCCCCGAGGGGAACAAGGUGCUGGGGCUGUUCCGCAAGGCCUUCGCCCAGCGCCUCACCUUCACCGUGGGCACCUCGCUGACCACGGGCCGUGCCAACGUCAUCACCUGGAACGACAUCCACCACAAGACCAACUGCACCGGCGGGCCCCAGCUGUUCGGGUACCCCGACCCCACGUACCUCGCCCGGGUGCAGGAGGAGCUGCGGGCCAAGGGCAUCACCGAGGACUGAGCGGGGGGCACGGAGCCCUCCUGGGCACGGGGGGACGCCCCCAGGAUCACCCCGGGCAGGGGGACCCCCAAAC
Messenger RNA from Melospiza georgiana, 1137 nucleotides. It is a transcript of the gene DTX3, whose product is annotated as deltex E3 ubiquitin ligase 3. The coding region runs from base 99 to 1064 and encodes 321 amino acids. The transcript is spliced from 5 exons. Lineage: Eukaryota; Metazoa; Chordata; Aves; Passeriformes; Passerellidae. The record is from RefSeq and is a predicted model, not a curated record. Gene Ontology annotation, biological process: Notch signaling pathway; protein ubiquitination.